CUGACCAUCGGAAGUAGACACAUUGUUACGUCAGAUAAUCAGCUGGAGCUGCAAAAUCACAGGACUGCUUGCAAUACUGCUGGUGGCAGUGAGUGCUGCAUUGCUGGAUAACUUUACUGGAAUCACUUUGGGCUCUAUGCCUUGUUUUUUAACCAUUCGUUGAUAGAAAGUGGGCAAUGCCUGGUCAUGAGGACACGUAACUGCUGGUAUUGAUGGAAGUAGCUAACUAGCUAGCCAGUUAAAUUAGCUACCAACGUGUUCUGCAGUUUCCCACAUUAGUUAGCGAAAGGAAAUAACGGAGAGUAAGCAAUUAUUUAAGCUGGGAACGAUUUGUUAGGUUGCAAUAUAUUAUUUAUCUGAGUUACGCCUUUAGCUAACACGGUUGUUUGCACGAGAACACGUUGUUGUUCCCUCCAUAAAUAAAUACUGGGUUAUUGAUUCAAAAUGAACGCACUCCAGAAUAACUCAGUAUAUUCCCUUUUUUCAAACGAGGACGACGUUCGUGCAAUCGAAGACGCAACCAGAGCAGCUAUAAAGGUAGUCCUUGAUGUUUUCUGGACAAUAAACAACAACAACAUGCAUGAAUACCAAAGGAAUGUGGCCGAGAAAGAUAGAGAAAACGAAAUACUGAGAAUCCGAAUGGAAUCUGCAGAAAGAGAACUCGUAGCGUUGCGUCAGUUCAAGCACUCAGUGGAACAGUAUGGUCUUAACUCAGGUGACACUCAUGGGCGAUAUUCCUGUCAUUCGACUGAGAAGAACGGAAAGCAGCGUCUGUGUGUGGUGCCAGUUACGCACGAUGAAGAGAAAGAGGUGCUGAGUGAAGGUGCGUGGAAGAGAGAUAUGAGUUCAUACCAGAGGACACAUCCUCAGGAGAGGGAGGCUACUGCAUGCCGUCGGGGGAGCCCUGCAGUGACGGACUUAAAUCACGAGGUACCCAGUGAGAGGACCACAAGCUCCAUCUCAUUACAGGGCCAGUCAGGUGGGCAGCCAGAAUGUGACAGGACCUUGACUACCACCAAGGUGAAAGAGGAACCUCCUGACUUUCAGAGCCUCUACAUCAAGUGGGAGAUGUCAGAGGAGAGUGUCAGAAGUGUGGAGUGUGAACAUUACCCAGGACCGCCUGCCGUUGUUCCUCCCUUUGCUCCCUUAUCCCAGGACAGAGUGGGGGAUCAUUUGGCCCUGGGAGCCCAGAACAUCAGCUUUGCACUCUUUGAGCAGCCAAGAGACAGAGUGGCAGCCUCAGUAUCUAGUCAGAGAAAGCCGCUUUCAAGCAGGGAGCGACAGCAGAAGUACAGAGAGAAGCUCCGAACAGACCCAGAAAAACAGCGUGCCUACAGAGAGAAGGACAGAAACAGGCAACGUAACAGGAGAAGGCAGCUCCGGGACCUGCCAGAACACAACCAGAAGCUCAGGAGGGAGUACUGGAGGGAGGCAUCCAGGCGCUACCGUGCCCGGAAGAAAAACUCUGAAUCCAGAUGACUCCUAUCCAUGACCGCUUGCACCAACUGUUGGAACUAGUUCACUGGAAAGUUGAUUUUAUUUUACCUAAUUUGACCACAGCUGUGUGCUGGCUCAUGUGACCACUGUAGCUCCCCGGUUUUAUGGCAGUGAUCAAUCUCAUUGAAUGAUGCAGCUCAUCCACGACCUGGAGCCAAAGUUGAACUGACCUUAAACAAGCCUUUGGGCAACUGUGAUGCUAGCACUCUGUUCUUCAACUAUGAGUCUACAUAGAUAAGGAAUAAACUGAAAAUUAAAGGUACAAUAGGUAAGAUUUUUGUGUUACAAUUGUUACAAGACCAUUGUAAAUCCAUUCCUAUUUUUGAACAAGGCUCACUGACAUGUUGACUCACCCUCUGCCUGUGUUUAUAGUCCUUAAAUUCUGGAACAUGCACAAGCAUAAACCUUGUCCAUCAACAAUGGCAGUCUACCAGCAAGCGAUCCUUAGAUCCUACUGUGGUGAAACCAAAGAAAAUGAGAAGAAUGCAUAGCGACAAAUCUUGGGCCGUGUUUAGCUGAACCUCUAUUUGUCUCUUACUGUAUGUUACAGUUGCAUUGUUUAUGGUAGACUAUCAUACCUUAGUUAUGAAGCCAGCUAGUUACAUAGGCAAAUAACUUACUUGCUCAUAAUAUAGUUGGUUAGGUAAAGUUAAAACUUCAAGAAGACAAAAAAAAUAAACAUAAAUCGUAUGCUUCUGGAGUGUCCCUUUAUGCUGCAAUCCUCAAACAAGCUGGCUCUGUAGCAGCCACACUCAAGGCAAUGCCUAAUAACAGUGAUCAUGCCAACCACCAUACCAUUUUGUACCCUUCUCAUGGACGCUGCUGAACUUUUGUGUGCUCAUGGUUAGAAUUUGGAUAGGAGAUGUUUCCGUAAACUUAAGUUGCUGCUGGAGGAGUGGGCACUCUUCCCUCCUAAUGCCGGACACUGAUGCUUGUGGAACUUGCAGUCUUUUCUGAUGAAAUUCCCCCAAAAAAGUACUGCACUAUCACCUGUUACUGUAAAAACAAUGAGUCCUAAGGCAUCUGCUUCCCUUAUUGCCCCAAAGAAAAUUACAUUAACUCCCUUGUACUACCAGCUUUUCACUGUGACUAUGCUCUCUUUCAAAACACUCAAAACAUAAACAAUACAACAAUCCCCGUGAUUUCCACUCUUAAAGCUGCGUAUUCACAUUUACCAACAUGAUGAGCCUUGCUUUAGUAAUGAGCUAUGCAAAAACCGUCGACGAAGUUAAAAGAUUGUUCGCAAGGGGGCGCGCUCACGAAACUUUGACAUGUUUCGACAACCUCUGACUGUCGGAAGUAGAUGCACUGUUUUGUCAGGUGAUCUGCUGGAUCUUGAAUCUUCACAAUCAUAACUGCUCACAAUACUGCUUCUGACAGACUUCAAAUGAAUGUUGCUUGCAGGAUCAUUUCAAAUUAUUGACUAUUGAUGGAAGUAACUAGCUAGCCAUCUAUAUUAGCUACAAACAUAACGGCGAUUAAGCAAGUAUUGAAGCUGGGGACGAUUUGUCAGCUUGUAAUAUAUUAUUUAUCUCAGUAACGCUAUCUAGCUAACUGGGUUGUUUGCAGGAUACCACAGGGUUGUGCCUUCCAGAGGUAUAUAGUAUUGAGUUGGAUGCCACCCAUUUUAAAAUGAAUGCACUCCAGAAUAACCCAGUAGGCUUAUAUUCCUUGUUUUCAAACGAGGAUGACGCUCGUGCAAUCGAAGACGCAACCAAAGUAGCUAUAAAGGUAGUCCUUAACGUUUUCUUCACAAUAAGCAACAACAAAAUGCAAGAAUACCGCCGAAGUGUGGACGAGAAAAACCAAGAAAACGAAAUGCUGAGAAUCCGUAUGGAAUCUGCAGAAAGAGAACUCGUAGCGUUGCGUCAGUUCAAGCACUCAGUGGAACAGUAUGGUCUUAACUCAGGUGACACUCAUGGGCGAUAUUCCUGCCAUUCGACUGAGAAGAAUGGAAAGCAGCGUGUGUGUGGUGUGCCAGUUUCGCACGAUGAAGAGAAGGAGGUGCUGAGUGAAGGUGCGUGGAAGAGAGAUAUGAUGAGUCCAUACCAGAGGACACAUCCUCAGGAGAGGGAGGCUACUGCAUGCAGUCGGGGGAGCCCUGCAGUGACGGACUUAAAUCACGAGGUACCCAGUGACAGGACCACAAGCUCCAUCUCAUUACAGGGCCAGUCAGGUGGGCAGCCAGAAUGUGACAAGACCUUGACUACCACCAAGGUGAAAGAGGAGCCUCCUGACUUUCAGAGCCUCUACAUCAAGUGGGAGAUGUCAGAGGAGAGUGUCGGAAGUGUGGAGUGUGAACAUUACCCAGGACCGCCUGCCGUUGUUCCUCCCUUUGCUCCCUUAUCCCAGGACAGAGUGGGGGAUCAUUUGGCCCUGGGAGCCCAGAACAUCAGCUUUGCACUCUUUGAGCAGCCAAGAGACAGAGUGGCAGCCUCAGUAUCUAGUCAGAGAAGGCCUCUGUCAAACAGAGAGAGACUGCAGAAGUUCAGAGAGAGGCUCCGAGCGGACCCAGAAAGAUAUCGUGCCUACAGGGAGAAGGAAAGAAACAGGCAACGUAACAGGAGAAGGCAGCUCCGGGACCUGCCAGAACACAACCAGAAGCUCAGGAGGGAGUACUGGAGGGAGGCAUCCAGGCGCCACCGUGCCCGGAAGAAAAACUCUGAAUCCAGAUGACUCCUAUCCAUGACCGCUUGCACCAACUGUUGGAACUGUAGUGCACUGGAAUGUUGCACCCUGGAACCAAGUCGCUCAUCUGAACUGACCUUAAACCAGCCUUUGGGCAACUGUGAUGCUAGCGCUCUGUCUGCAACCAUGGGUCUGCAUAGAUAUGGAAUAAACUGCAUAUUAACACCCAUUCAAUGUUAUCAGUUUUGUUGUAGAAACCCGGAUGCACCAGCCCUCAAUUUGGAGUGCCACGGCAAAGGGUCUGAAUACUUAUGUAAAAGGGGGAUUUCAGUUUUAGAUUUUUAAUAAAGCUAAACCUUCCAAACAUG
Molecule: messenger RNA, 4493 nt
Organism: Conger conger (European conger)
Lineage: Eukaryota; Metazoa; Chordata; Actinopteri; Anguilliformes; Congridae
Exons: 7
Coding region: 3130-4173 (347 amino acids)
Source: RefSeq, a predicted model, not a curated record